This is a messenger RNA of Carassius gibelio (silver crucian carp), 2133 nucleotides long. It is a transcript of the gene blvra, whose product is annotated as biliverdin reductase A. The transcript has 7 exons. The record is from RefSeq and is a predicted model, not a curated record. Gene Ontology annotation, biological process: heme catabolic process. NCBI's taxonomy places the organism in Eukaryota, Metazoa, Chordata, Actinopteri, Cypriniformes, Cyprinidae. Gene Ontology annotation, molecular function: zinc ion binding; nucleotide binding; biliverdin reductase [NAD(P)H] activity. Bases 150 to 1031 code for a protein of 293 amino acids.
CACGCAGGUUACGAAAGAAAAAAAAAGAGUUAUGAAAGUUGUUUCUAGUGACGCCGGAUGAUGUCCUUCAUCUCUUUUAUUUCGCCGCAGCUGCUGUAGAGAUCCUCACCGACGGCUCUGUGCGCAUACUAACAGUUACAUUCACAGGAAUGAUGUUGGGAUCAGUGGUUGUUGGUGUCGGCAUCGCAGGAAGUGUGAGAAUGAGAGAUUUGCUCGCUCCUCUACCGUCCAGCGCUGCUGAGAAGUUCAGCAUCCGAGGCUUUGUGUCCAGGAGGACUCUUGAAGAUCAGCAGGGUGUGAAGCAGAUCUCCAUGACGGAGGCGUUGAGCAGAGAUGACAUCCAUGUGGCCUUCAUAUGCACUGAAAACACUAACCAUGAAGAGCACAUCAGGCAGUUUCUGGAGGCGGGGAAGCAUGUGUGUGUUGAGUAUCCCAUGACCCUCAGCUACACGUCUGCAGUGGAUCUGUGGAAUCUGGCUCAGCAGAAGGGCCUGGUGCUACAUGAAGAACAUAUCGAGCUCUUCACUCCUGACUUCAAACAGCUGAAAAAAGACAUCGCUGGGAAAACGCUGGAGGAGGGAACGCUGCACUUCACUGGUGGACCCCUGAAGCCAAAUUUUGGGUUCCCAUCUUUCAGCGGGAUUGCCAGACUGACCUGGUUGGUUGAUCUUUUCGGGGAGCUGACGGUUACUGCAGCAUCUCUGGUGGAGGAGAAAGAGAACAAAUACAUGAAGCUGACGGCACACUUCCUGACCAGCCAGCAGAAACCUCUGACUUGGAUUGAAGAGCGGGCUCCAGGACUGGGCCGAGCCAAACACAUAGAUCUUCGCUUCCAGGACGCCAGCAUCACGGAGCUUCCUGCAGGUCAGCGGGAGCCGGUCGGGCUGUUCAUGCAGGAUCUGGUGCUGUUCGGCCGGAAGCUGCAGGGGGAAGUGUCUGCUGCGGAGCUCCAGGACGAGAGGAGUAGGAUCUUACACUGUCUGCAGCUGGCGGACCGCAUCCAGCAGCUCAGUGAACACACACAGGCCUGAAGCUGAAGCUGUCCACACCAUAAACCACACAGAACUGUGGUGUAGAGACAGAGAAGAGUGAAGGAUCAUAUAAUUGAAUUUAUACAUUUAUUUUCAUUAGAGUUUUUUUCAACAGUGAAAAUCAGUUUGUUGUUCAGUUGCUUUUUGUGGGAAUUUUUUUUUUUUGACUUUAUAUUUAACAAUUUGAAUCGGAUGAAAGUCUGAAUUGUGAGAUAAAGAGAUUUGCUACAUCUUUGGGUAUUUAUCCCAUGGUGGAAACCAGCUUUAAUAGCUUUUCAACUCUAAAUUAAAAAAAAAAAAACCAUAAAAGUAUGACUUGAAGUUUGUUCUGUUCUAUAAUCUCUUUUCUUUUUUAGACCUUGACAGAUAUUUUGGGUGAAAUAUUAUUUUUAUUUUAUUUUUUUGUCUUGAAAUUGCAGUGAUUAAACAAGGCAAUGUAAGAGUUUCAGAGUAAAAUCUGAUUUGGAAAUUGAACUAAUAGUUUUGUUUAACUAGUGGGCAACAUCAGGAUUUGCAGUAACAUUCCUUUAUUGUAACCUGUAACUCAUAACUUAUCGUUUUUAACAUGACAUUUUAUUAUUUAGGAGAAAGGGAUGAUUCUUGCGGACUUUUUUUUUUUUUUUUGAGUUUUGUAAAUCAGUUGGUAUUCAGUAUGUGACUGAUACAAUGAGUUUUGUUUUAGUACAUUUAAGACAGACGAACCUCCGGUGAUUUCAGUCACUGGUGUUCAUACAGGCUGGAGCAUUGCUACACAUUGUGCACUUUUGUUUGGUUUGAUAUUAUGUCAUUCUUAUAUUUAAGUUGAAUAUUAAAUAUUAUAUUUAAUCUGUGUAUUAAGUGUUUAAACUGGAUGAGAUCUGUAAGCAGUCAUACAUACUUUGAGCAAAAUCAAAGAUUCUUGUAUCAUUCAUGCAGUAGUAGGUUUUUUAUCUAACCUUUUUUUCAUAUCUACGUUCUCUCUGGGAAAGCACUGAAUGGAGCAUAGACUUAUCAGAGAAUGCUAUUUGCAUGUCAGAGAAAGGAAAUGUUGUGUUUGAUUUGUCUUCCUGUUUACAUUUUUGUGUUUUCUGUUAAACAAAUAAAUUGUGCAUGCUUUCUGGAA